AUGACGAACACUUCACGCCGUGCGUUGGUCAUUGGAGGUGGACCUGCCGGAGCAUGUACAGCUUUCUGGCUUGCCAAAGGCGGCUUCCAAGUCACCGUCGCCGAGCGUUCCACGAGCAAAUUCGCAUAUGGACAAGGCAUUGACCUCACUGGUCCUGCGAUCCCGGUCAUUAAGAAGAUGGGACUGUAUGAAAAGAUCAGAGAGAAUACCACUGGAGAGGGCGGCAUGACUAUGGUUGAUGACAAUGCAAAUGACAUUGCUGCAGUUGGGACCGCACCCGAAGACGCCAGUACUGCUUCAUGGAUCCAGGAGAUUGAGAUAAUGCGAGGCAAAUGUACUGAGCUAUUUGCGGAGAGGGCACAGUCGUUACCGAAUGUGACUUAUCGCUAUGGAUGCACCCUUUCAGGGAUUCGAGAGAGUGACAGCUCUGUCACUGCGGUCUUGAGUGACAGCGGUGAGCAAGAGGAGUUUGCUUUCGUAAUCGGAGCCGACGGCCAGAAUUCCCAUGUCCGGUCGCUAAUCUUCGACCCAGAAAUCAACAAGGCUUGUCUCGACGCCAAGAACGUUUACACUGGCUAUUUCUCGAUGGCUGGGGACCCAGAGCACGAUCUUCCCAACUCGCGUGUCCAAAACAGUACGGGAGGCAGAGCAAUCUUUAUCCGGCCUAUCGACAGGGAAGGCAGCCGAGUCUCCUGCUACAUCAUUGCCGUAGGCGAGUACCCCGAGCUAGCAAAGCUCUCCGAAUCUGGUAGUGCUACGGAACAGAAAGAAGAGCUCGCGAAGCUCUUUGAAGAUUUUCCUGGUUUGGGCGAAAGGGCUCGGUGGGGCCUGCGAAGAGAGGCCGAUGAUUUCUACUUCACACGCAUUGUUCAGGUUAAGCUUGACUCGUGGCACCGAGGACGCUGUGGUCUUGUUGGAGAUGCCGGCUAUGCUCCCAGUCCACUCACGGGUCAAGGUACUACACUGGCGACUCUAGGCGCCUAUGUCAUUGCCGGCGAACUGGCUUCGAAUCUCGACAAUCCAUCAGCUGCAUUUGCGCAAUAUGAGAAGAAGCUCCACGACUACGUACGAAGGGAGCAGAAAAUCCCUUUCAGAGGCAAAGGGCCAGAGCUCCUCAAUCCUCAGACUGGAAUUGGAAUAGCUUUGGAAAGAAGUGUGUUCAAGGCGAUGGCGCAGUCCAAAAUCUGGAAACUGAUCGACAUUGGGAAAGACGAAGACUUUCCACUUCCAGAGUACAACUUUGGUUGA
Messenger RNA from Zasmidium cellare ATCC 36951, 1248 nucleotides. RefSeq lists its product as uncharacterized. The record is from RefSeq and is a predicted model, not a curated record. Gene Ontology annotation, molecular function: FAD binding. The transcript has a single exon. Bases 1 to 1248 code for a protein of 415 amino acids. Lineage: Eukaryota; Fungi; Ascomycota; Dothideomycetes; Mycosphaerellales; Mycosphaerellaceae.